GCUGUUUGGAUUUUUUUUUUUUUUUUUUCCUAAACUCAUAUCUUCGUCUUUCUCUUCUCCUUUCUCUUAUUCUCUCUAUUAUCAUAAUCACCAUCUAUCAUCAUCAAUUCAUCAUCAUCAAUUCAUCCAGAUAUCUUCGAGAUGAUUAACUUAUAAUAUUGUUUCUGCUAGAAUAAUCGGUGGGCUUUCAUAUCUUAUGCUGGCUUUAACUCUUAUUCUCUCUUGGAAAGCGACUCACUAUGUACAUCAGCCACAUGCACAAGACGGAGAAGGAGUUAUGGUGUCGUUGUAGAAACAAUAGGAGGCGCAACAGCUUGGAUGCUUUACUGUGAGUAUGUACAGGAACAAAGCCAGUUCAAAAUGACACAUAAAUUGUUGGAUAUUACAUCAUGCAGCUGAUAACUAGCUUUUUAGCAUGUUUAAUCAAACCUAAAGCAUAGUUUUGUUGUUGUAAUACUUCAGGAAUCAAUCCAAAUCAGGUUGUUGAAAGAUAUCAAGAAUACAAGAGCUUUGUAAAUGUAAGUGAAAUCCGGAUAAUUUGGGAAGAAAAUCUGAAAAAAACUAAUUGCAGCUACUAAAUGACCAUAAAAACUAUUUUAUAAUCUCUACUGAUGGGUUAAACAAAUACCAGGUGAUCUCUAAGAAUUUAAAAUGCAAAUCUACUGGUUUUUAAAAUUCGAAAACUAAAAGCAGAUAAAAAGGGAAAGUUCUAACAACCCAGGAAAUGAUUUUUAAGAAGCUAAGACAAAAGAUUCAAAAUUUAGAACUGGGAAAUGAUGACUUUAAGUUUUUAAAGGUUAUAAGUAGAUUCAAAGUUGAUGAUCACACUUAAGGAGGUUCAAGAUUUAAACUUUGGGUUUCGAAAAUAUAGAUCUACACAUUUUAGUGUUAUCUCUAGGCCUUGAGAAGCUAAAGCUAGAUAUAUCCAUGGUGUUUGGAAUAAAUCAUUUCCUCAACCUUUCCUCCUAACUCAUGGCGUGUGGUGGAAAGAAAGGGUGAAGAACAUGAAGCAUAAAUCUCAAGAAUGGCCUAACUAGCUCUCUAAGCAUCCAUGGCGUUUGGGAAAGGGUGAGCUAGUCUCUUGGAUUUGGAUUUAAGGGAUCUCCUAAGUUCUGCUAAGAUAAAGAAAUCCCUGAGAUCAAAGGGAUAUUUCUCAAGAGUCUCUAGGCUUUAAAACUCCCAAAUCCAAGAAGAGAUUAGGUUAAGUGCAAGAAAAACCCAAGCUUAAACCCUAAAAACCCUCUUAAUCACCCCAACCUUAAACACUUGGUGGAUUAGUCACUACACAUGAUUAGAGCAUAUGAAAAUGUAAAGGAAGAAAGGAUGAACAUGACUAAACGACUAAACAAGAAAGAUUAAGAUAAAUACUUAAGAUUAAAAGCAAGAUUAAGGUUUUAUAAAAUAUGAAAAGCUUCAAAUUAACAAUGGCGGUUUUUAGACUUAAAGAAGAAGGAGACAGAUUAUAUGGAUCUCUUCUUGCCCAAAAAUAGCGUAAAAACAUUUUAUACCAAAAGGGAAAUGGUCCCCUCACUAAAUUCCAAAACGUGAACUGUCCGGAUAAGGUUAGAGAUCGACCUGAGUCGUCGAUCUCUAACUCGAUCUUCUGCAUAGAACGUCCUCUUUUGCCCGAUCGUCGGGUUGAUUCAGUCGGGUGGAUCGAGCGCUUCUAUCGAUCUUCUGGUCGAUCCUCUAACGAUCGAGUCGUGACCUCGAUCUGGCCCUCGUUCUUGGUCUUAGUUUCCGUGUCCGUACUCACGUUCGAUCAUCUUGGGCGAUCUUGACCUCGAUCUUCUUCUUUGAAACGACCCGAGUGUCUCGAUCUUUUGGUCGAUCUCGUCUAGAUCGACCUGCCUAGCUCGAUCUUCGCCUCGAUCUCGGUUCCUUUGCUACAUGGCCGAGUUCUUCCAAGUAUCCAUAGACUCUCUUUCGAUCCUUAGCAUAUCCACGCACCCUCCAUAGCUCCAGUGUAUCUAAAACAACUUGAAUAUGAUGCAAGAAUGCAAGAAAUAUACAAAUGCUAAUGCAAAGUGUUCUAGAACCUAAAAUGAGAUAAAUGGUGCAAACUAGACUAUUAUGAAAGAUGUAUGCACGAAAACUACUCUAAAUGUAUACUAAAUAUGCGAAAUAUAUGAGUAUAUCAACUCCUCCAAACUUGCCUUUUGCUUGUCCUCAAGCAAACAAAAUUCAAGCUCGGAACAGAGGUUUAAAAAUGGGGGGUUCAAAAUCCAAAAGUGUUUUUCAAAUGAAUCAAUUCAAUGGUCCUAGUUCUCAAUUCUAGGAUGCAGUACACAAACUUCUACUCUAAAGAACUUAGCCAUAUUCAUCACAUAUUGAAUCUCAAAUCAUGACUCGCCUAUUCCAAACAAUCCAAGAAUCUUAACCUUUAACAUUCAUUUAAGUUUAAACUGUGAAUCACACUUAUGCAUUUAAAGCCAAAUACAUUCGGCUAGGGACAAGGUUAUGAGAUAAAAAUGAUCUCAUUCAUGUGGGUACUCCAAGCAAUAGUUUAUCUCAAAAAGGAUUGAAUUUAUGCAUAAUGCUAAAGGUAAAAGACAAUGUAUGCAUACAUGACUAGACUCUCAUCUGCCCAAAUAUACUAACAAUGAUCCUAAUCCCUCUCUCAUUUUUUUUUCAAGCUCACUCACCCUCUAGAGACUAUCCAAAUCAAACAAGGCAAGACGCCAAUCAUAACCCAUAUAAACACAUUCAUUCAAAUUCAUCUUAGGGAAACAUCUUCAACCUUUCUUAUAGCUAGUGGUAUGGCUAUAUAUAUAUUUUUAGCUCUUUUCUUUUCUUUUGAUAGCUCUCUUCUCAUAUAUAUAUAUAUAUAUAUUUAUUUUUAUUUUCUUUAUGCACAUGGUCUUUUGGCUCUUUUCUUAUAAUUUUUUUUUUUUAGAGCUAUCUCUUUUUCUUUUCAAUUUGAGUUUUUAUUUAAAACAAUUCAAGACCAUCAGCUUAAAACUAUGUAUCCCUUUUUAUUCAAACUCCAAACACCAACUUCUUUUCAAACCCGAAACAAGUAAGCAUUUUCUUCAACACCCGUGAAUUCUAAGCAUUUUCUUCAACACCCGUGAAUUCUCACCCCAAAUCAAGCCUAAAAGUAGCUUCAAUAUGCAAAGCUAGCAUCAAUAUGAGAGCCUAACAUGUCACCCUAAACCUAACACUCUAUACCAAGUUCAACCGAAAAUUUAAGGCCUCACAAUAUCACACACAAAAUUUGGCUUGAAAGGAGGGUAAGGGUUAAGGUGAGGAGUUCUAUUUAGGCUUACAAAAGAGUGGUGAAGGGAAUAAGAAAGCCUAAAUAUGUAUAUGUAAUCCAUGUAUUCUUUUUCAAAUCUAUACUAUUAUUUGGGAAGUAGCUUUCCGACAUGGCGUUCCCACGUUCGUUCUCACCAUACUUUAGCCAUCGAUUUUUCCAAUUAUACUCUUAAUGAAAGCCGUGAUCUAAUUCUCGGUUUAGUGUUAUUGAUUUUGAUUUUGAUUUUGAAUUGUAGCCCACAAAAUUAUUCAUUGUAAACCCAAUAUUAUUUUGUGUAAACCAUAAAUAUAUUUUUCUAUAAAUAGUGUAAUUCUCUUUAGCUACUUUUAUUUUUCUUGCAGCCGUAGGUUUAGCUUCGUUCAUAUAGAUUUUCCUGUAGGUUUAGUUUAGUUCAUGCAUAUUAUUGUUUGUUUGUUUUUGUUAUAUUUGGUAUAUAAGACUGAUUUUGUAAGUUUUUGUUUUAUGAUAUAUGCAUAAAGGAUAAUCAACAAAAGCUAACCCUAAAAAAUCAAACAAAAAGUAUGUUUUUUAUGUUUUUUCUUCACAUCGAGCUUCGGAUAACAUGAUAUUCACGAUUAUUGGUAAGAAUCCAAACCCUCUUCUUCUACUUUUGAGGGUUUAAUUUAGUUAAUGCAUAUCAUAAUUUGUUCGUCGUCUUCUUAUAUUUGGCGUAUGAUUUAUCGAUUUUUGUUUUAGGGUAUAUGGAGAAAGAUAAUCAACUAAUGCCAGCCCUAAAAGGUCAAACAGAAAGGUAUAUGGAGAAAGAAAAUCAAAUGCACACUCUUUCUGUCUCUGUCCUUCUCUCUCUCCAAUCGGAAGCAAAUAUGGAUUCCACGAAGCUUAGUGAGCUCAAGGCCUUCAUUGAUCAAUGCACCCUUCCCUUCUCUCUACAUCUACGCUCUCUUUCAUCUGCGAGUACCUCAAGAGUCUUGGUGCUAAUGAAGAACACAAAGACACCGAAGCGUGGAAGAAGAGAGUGAUGGUUAUAUGGAGUAAACCGAAGCCCAAAGUGGAGGAAGAAGAAGAGGAUGAAGCGAUUGUUGAAUCUGAUGUAGAUCUUGAAGGAGACACUGCUGAACCUGACAAUGAUCUUCCUCAAAAGCUGCUCAAGAAGCUCUCUGAAGGAAAGUUUGAUGAAGCCAUUGAGCAUCUAACUCAGUCAGUAAUUUUGAACCCGACAUCAGCCAUUAUGUAUGGAAACAGAGGAGAGUCUAGCGUCUCCGUUAAGUUGAAGAAGCCAAAUGCUGCCGUUCGAGAUGCAAACGCUACAUUGGAGGUACAAUGUAACUGCGUACCAGUUGUGCCGUUAUCGGCCCUUUUGAAAGGUGAACGGAGAGUGAUUAUUCAAGACGAUGAGACGAUAUUGCUGCUUUGGUACAAGAACUACGUGUUCGCGAUUGUGAAUCCUUCUCCGGCGGAAGGAGCGAUGGUUGCAUUGUGUGCCCAUCAACGAAUAGUACAUUUGAUCUUAGAACCGGAGAAGUCUGAGAAUGAAAACAUCUACAUCAGCAUUAGAGACAACAGGAAAAUCGAUGCAGCUGCCGAGAUCAUCUUCAGUGGAAAAGCUCAGCCUGGAGUUACAGCAACGAAUGUCAAUGUAGACGAGGUAAAUAAAAAAGAUAGACAUGAAAUGAUUGAUGAACAAUUUGUGAAUCAGGUGGAAAUGGUGGUGGCCGAGGGUUCUAAAGGAUUUGGUUUCUCAGCGAAGAACGAAGUGAUUAACGGGAAAGCGGCGGUGAUAGGGUUCUUGCUGUUGACAGGUAAAGGUCUAUCGAAAGGGACAGCGUUCUUGGACUUCCUUUGCUCUGCUUCAGAUGCUUUCAAGUAG
Molecule: messenger RNA, 5087 nt
Organism: Thlaspi arvense
Lineage: Eukaryota; Viridiplantae; Streptophyta; Magnoliopsida; Brassicales; Brassicaceae
Source: the annotation of a GenBank genome assembly